UUGUUGCAGGAUUGUCACUUCACUAAAACCAAGGAUGACACAGCUCUUCGUGUUGUUUACCAGGGAAACCUGUAUUUGGGAGGAUGUGGCGGCUGCUGUAAGCGAUGGUUCAUCACUUUCAAUGGAGCCGAGUGCAGUGGUCCCCUGCCUAUUGACGCAGUGCUGUGGAUCCGAAAUAAAGACGAAGACAACCACAGACCCGGGUUCAUUGAGGGCUACUGUAACAACAUACACAAGGGCAAAAUCCGAGUUGGAAUCAAUAUUGGAAAUUGUGCAGGAUAUGGAAAUUCUGAUGGCAACACAGGCUGGAUUUCAGUGUCCCGUUUGAUCAUUGAAGAAGUUCCUCGGUCUCAGUAA
Porites lobata is the source of this 357-nucleotide messenger RNA. NCBI's taxonomy places the organism in Eukaryota, Metazoa, Cnidaria, Anthozoa, Scleractinia, Poritidae. The record is from the annotation of a GenBank genome assembly.